This is a messenger RNA of Chaetomium fimeti, 1173 nucleotides long. RefSeq names its product Homeodomain-like protein. The coding region runs from base 1 to 1173 and encodes 390 amino acids. Lineage: Eukaryota; Fungi; Ascomycota; Sordariomycetes; Sordariales; Chaetomiaceae. The transcript has 3 exons. The record is from RefSeq and is a predicted model, not a curated record.
AUGUCAACGCCGCCGAGCGACUCUCCUGUCCCCGGUCACAAGCUUCGGCAGGUGUGGACCUUGGAAGAGGACAGACUCCUCUCGGAAGCUAAGAACGCGCCCGUCAGCUGGCACAAGGUCGCCGCCCACCUACCGGGGCGCAACAACAAGGACUGCCGGAAGCGGUGGCACUACAGCAUUGCCAACACAAUACGCAAGGGCACGUGGUUGAGGGAGGAAGACGAGAAGCUCCGCGAGGCCGUCGACCUCUACGGCGCGCGCUGGAGCAAGAUCGCCGAGGCCGUCGGCACCCGCAACGGCGACCAGUGUUGGAAGCGGUGGUACGACUGUCUCGACCCGCGCAUCGACAAAAGCCCCUGGACAACCGAAGAGGACACCAAACUCCUCCACCUCGUCGCCCAAACCGGCCGCAACUGGAGCGACAUCGUGCACCAGCACUUCCCCAACCGCACCUCCCUCGCCGCCAAGAACCGCUACAGCAUCCUGCAGCGCAAACAAGACGGCGGCGGCGGCGGCGGCGGCAGCCGCAGCAACUCUUCCUCCCGAGGCUCCUCCGCCGUCCGCCACCACACCAGGGCCCGCAUCCGUCCGAGUCCAUCAGCAUCCGCCUCGGCCACCCCGUCGCUCAGCUCGAGUCCGGGUCCGUACCUGGGCGUGGCUACCACCCCGUCGACGACGGCGCUGUCGACGCCGGAGCCCGAGUUUCUGGGUGUGGGCGAGGAGUGGAUGGCGCUGACGGCGGCUGAGGUGGAUGAGAUGCUGUAUCGCGGGGCGGCGCAGCAGGGGUUGCCGGUGGGGGGCGGGGGGUUGGAUUAUGAAUAUGGGUUUGGGCCCGAGGCGGGGUGGGUUGCCGCUGGGGGGUCGAGUCAACAGCAGGAUCAGCAGAAUCAGCAUCAGGCUUGGAUGCAGCAGCAGGAUGGGUUUGAUGUUGGUCUGGUUGAUCCGCAGAUACAGACUUGUUCCGCGGUCGGGUAUGGUGAUGCGGGUUACUACGCCCAGGGGCAGCAGCAGCAGCUGGAGGCUCCGGGGUAUGGGUACAACAUGCUGGGGGUGUAUCAGAACGAGGUUCAGAUUCAGGUGACGCAACCGGGGAUGUAUGACGGGAGUAGCGGGUUGGUGAGCCAAGGUCAAAUGGGGAGUUGGCAGGGCGGGUAUAAUGCGGAGGGGUGGUGA